AUGGCUGGAGCGUCUUCCCCAUUGCUGUCUUCUCGCAAAAAUAGUAACUUGCUUCUUCUUUGCGCUAUUGGCACGAUCCUCGUCUCGGCCCUGGCGGAUGGUGGGCCCCCCGUCGUCUUCAUAUUUGGGGACUCGACGGUUGACGUGGGGACUAACAAUUACUUACCUACCAGGGCAAAAGCCAACUUCUACUAUAACGGGAUCGACUUCUCUCAUGCCCAGCCGACGGGAAGAUUCAGUAACGGAUACAACAGUGCCGACUUAAUAGUGAAGCAGUUGGGUUACAAGCAAAGUCCACCACCUUUUCUGGCUCUUCUCCAAGACAAUUCAACCUUCCAAAGCAAUGUACUUCAAGGUGUUAACUUUGCCUCAGGCGGCGCUGGAAUUCUUGAUGCAACUGGAAAUCAAACAUGGGGUGACGUGAUAUCGUUGGCGCAACAAGUGCAGCAAUUUGCGACGGUUCAGGGCAAUAUCACAGGGAUACUGGGUCAAAACAAAAGUGCCGAGUUCUUUGCCGGCUCGCUCUUCGUCAUCAGCAUCGGAAGCAACGACUUCUUCGAUCCCAUCCUUGACAACGAGACCAUCGUGCCUGAGCCAGAUCUGAUGGCCGUGCUUCGGUCUAACUACACAGCCCAACUGACGGUAGAUACCAACUCGAUAUUGCAACUGUUGGGGGACAAUGUCUCUCCUUGUUUGAGAAAACACUAG
This is a messenger RNA of Rhodamnia argentea, 708 nucleotides long. RefSeq names its product GDSL esterase/lipase At4g16230-like. The transcript is spliced from 3 exons. Gene Ontology annotation, molecular function: hydrolase activity, acting on ester bonds. The coding region runs from base 1 to 708 and encodes 235 amino acids. The record is from RefSeq and is a predicted model, not a curated record. NCBI's taxonomy places the organism in Eukaryota, Viridiplantae, Streptophyta, Magnoliopsida, Myrtales, Myrtaceae.